CAGGCUCCGUAUAUAGCAGUUAUUUUAUACAGCUGAAGCUGCUUACCCCUUAUGCAAAUUAUGCCCUGAAGCACAGCAUCGUAUUAAUCCCUCUCUGGAUUGAAAAUGCUUUGCUUCUUCUAAUUGCCCCUGUUACUGCUGGUGCCUGCCGUUACUUGGCUGAUUUGCGUAAGCUAAUAAGCUCCGACUAAAUCAAGAAGUUCGGGCUCAGAGUGGGAAUGGGCAGCGCCGGGGAGCUGGUUAUUGCGGAAAAGGGUAGAUAGGGACAGUUUAUGGAGCAGAAAGUAAUCCUUCCCUCCACCCACGCGCAACAUAGUCCAGCUCUUCUCAACCUCCACUCCACCCCUUCAGCACCGUGAUGCUGUCCCUGUGUUGGCGGAGGUCCUGUGAGUUUGGGAAGAAGUGCUUAGACUUCUUUCUGCCCUAGGAGAGAGUGCCAUCUUUAUAAAGAAGUAGAAGAGGUGGAGAGUUGGAGAAUUGUUCUUUAAGAGUCAUUACGGGUGGAGCUCAAAGUGGGAGGAGAAAGGGGGGUGGGGGGGGGGGAUCAGACAAAAUGAGCAGCCUCCUCUCCCCGGCUGCUCUGCACGUGCCUUUUUGAAGGAGACGGAUAAGGCGGUAGUGGUUGGUCUGCGUCUUCCAGUGGUUUAGACACGGUGGAAGACAGCCUGAAGAAAAAGUUGAGAAGGGGCGCAGCAGGCGCGCACGGAGGAGCAUGUUCUCCAUGAAACAGUUCUCUGCCCUGCCUCCAGAAGAGCGCUACCGUCAAGUCCUGGCCCAGCCUGAGAGGGUCUUGGUAGCUGAUGAAGGUAGCAUGGGGGGCAGCUGUUCACAGAAGCUGGCAUCAGCCAAAUACCUUCGUCUUUUGUUGCUGAUCUUAAUUCCGUGUAUCUGUGCUCUCAUCCUCCUAUUGGUGAUUCUGCUUACUUUUGUAGGUUCACUAGAAAAAAAAGAUUUUAGUUCGAAUGGUAGUGAUUUGCUUGUCACUGAUGAUGGCAUCCAAAAAGCAGAUGUUCUUCCUACUACUAUGAUUCAUAAUAUUUCUGCUGUGAUGUCUACAGUGAAUCCUAGCCAGCAGACUCCAGCCUCCUGGACCUUAUAUCCUUCUCAAGGAGACCAAAUGAACAAAAACAUAAGCAAAUCAGAAGAUUCAACAUUUGAGAAACCUUUUACUUCUGUCCAACCUACUGAUGAUAAAUCACAGUCACUUACUAGUACAACAGAAGAAUCUGUUUGGCCAGUCCAAUCAUCCAGCAAGUUACCAGAUUGGACUCCUUCAACAUUAAGUCCAUCCAGGUCAACUGUUGUUUCAGAAAUGGAUAUGAAGAAAGGUGCCUGUGUAAAUAUUGUCAACAGCCAGUGUCAAAUGCUGCCUUAUAACCACACCACUCUUACAUCCAUUCUUUCCAUUGUGAAAAGAAUCGAAAUGGAAAAGUUCCUCAAGUUCUUCAGUUAUCUUAACCGCCUCAAUUGCUAUCAGCACAUCAUGCUGUUUGGCUGUAGCAUGGCUUUUCCUGAGUGCAUCAGUGAUGGCGAUGACAGUCAUGGACUCCUGCCCUGUAGGUCUUUCUGUGAAAUUGCAAAAGAAGGCUGUGAACCAGUUCUGGGGAUGGUGAAUUCUUCUUGGCCCGAGUUCCUCAAAUGCUCCCAGUUUAGAAACCACAGCGAAAGUGACAUCAGGAGGGUCUGCUUCUCCCCACAGCAGGAAAGAGGAAAACAAUUGCUGUGUGGAGGAGGUGAGAGCUUCCUGUGUGCCAGCGGAGUCUGCAUUCCCAGAAAACUGCAGUGUAACGGCUUCAACGAUUGUGACGAUUGGAGUGAUGAGCGACUCUGCAAUUGCAGUGAAGGUUUAUUUCACUGUCACACAGGAAAAUGUCUUAAUUAUAGUUUCGUUUGUGAUGGAUAUAAUGAUUGUGGAGACCUGAGUGAUGAGCAAAACUGUGACUGUAAUCCCAUGAAGGAACAUCGUUGCGGAGAUGGACGCUGUAUAACGAUGGACUGGGUGUGUGAUGGGGACCAUGACUGUCUAGAUAAGUCAGAUGAAGUCAAUUGCUCAUGUUACAGUCAGGGUCUUCUGGAAUGUGGUAAUGGACAGUGCAUCCCCAGUGUUUUCCGGUGUGAUGGUGAUGAGGACUGUAAAGAUGGAAGUGAUGAAGAGAAUUGUAGCAACACUCAGAUCACAUGUCUGGAAGGAGAUCAGAAAUGCAUCUACAAUUCCUGCUUUGAUGCAUGUGGUGGAAGCUCCCUUUGUGACUCUGACAACAAUCAGACCACCUGCAGUCAAUGUGAGCCAAUCACCCUGGAACUUUGCCUCAAUCUUCCCUAUAAUUAUACAAGUUUUCCAAACUACCUUGGCCACAGGACUCAGAAAGAAGCUUCUAUCAGCUGGGAGUCCUCCCUCUUCCCAGCCCUUGUUCAGACCAACUGUUACAAAUAUCUCAUGUUCUUUGCCUGCACCAUCUUAGUACCAAAGUGUGAUCCACAUACAAACCAGCACAUCCCACCUUGCAGGACACUGUGUGAGCAUUCCAAAGAACGCUGUGAGUCUGUGCUUGGGAUUGUGGGUCUUCAGUGGCCUGAAGACACAGAUUGUACUCAGUUUCCAGAGGAAAGUUCAGAAAAUCAAACCUGCCUGAUGCCUGAUGAAGAUGUAGAAGAGUGUUCCCCCAGUCAUUUCAAGUGUCGCUCAGGAAGGUGCAUUCUGGCAUCUAGAAGGUGUGAUGGGCAAGCUGACUGUGAAGAUGACAGCGAUGAAGAGCACUGUGGUUGUAAAGAGAGGGGUCUUUGGGAAUGUCCUGUCAGCAAAUUGUGUAUCAAACAUGAAGUGAUUUGUGAUGGGUUUCCAGACUGUCCUGAUAACAUGGAUGAAAAUAACUGUUCAUCUUGCCAAGAUGAUGAGCUGGAGUGUGCCAACCAUGAUUGUGUGUCCCGUGAUUUGUGGUGUGAUGGUGGAGUAGAUUGUUUAGACGGCUCUGAUGAAUGGGAUUGUGUGACAUUAUCUAAAGAUGCGAACUCCUCUACAUUCCUGACUGUUCAUCGAUCUGCCACUGACUACCAAGUAUGUGCUGACAACUGGCAAGAGACAUUGAGUCAACUGGCCUGCAAGCAGAUGGGUUUAGGAGAGCUAUCAGUUACAGAAAUGAUACAAGUACAGAGGCAUCCUUGGAAGUGGCUGACUCUGCGCUUGGACUGGCAGCACAUAAAUACAAGCACUCUCCAUCAGCUGCUAGUGAAAGGGCACCCUUGUCAAAGCAGAAGUCGGAUUUCUCUCUUGUGUUCUGAACAAGACUGUGGCCGUCGCCCUGCAGCUCGUAUGUAUAAGAGGAUUCUGGGUGGCAGAACAAGUCGACCUGGGAGGUGGCCAUGGCAAUGCUCCUUGCAGAGUGAACCAAGUGGGCACAUUUGUGGUUGUGUUCUGAUUGCUAAAAAGUGGGUUCUGACUGUUGCCCACUGCUUCGAGGGGAGAGAAAACGCUGCUGUGUGGAAAGUGGUGCUUGGCAUAAACAAUCUGGAUCACCCAUCGAUCUUCAUGCAGACUCGUUUAGUGAAGACUAUCAUCUUACAUCCUCGAUACAACAGAGCAGUGGUUGACUAUGACAUCAGCAUCGUGGAGCUGAAUGAAGAUAUCAAUGAGACCAGUUAUGUCCGCCCAGUCUGCUUGCCCAGCUCAGAACAGGUGGUAGAGCCUGAUACUUAUUGCUACAUCACUGGCUGGGGACACAUGGGCAACAAAAUGCCUUUUAAACUUCAAGAGGGGGAAGUCCGUAUUAUUUCUCUGGAACAAUGCCAAUCUUACUUUGAUAUGAAAACUAUUACUACCAGAAUGAUAUGUGCAGGUUACGAGUCUGGCACGGUGGACUCUUGUAUGGGAGACAGCGGUGGACCUCUCGUUUGUGAGCGUCCUGGAGGCCAGUGGACAUUGUUUGGUUUAACUUCAUGGGGAUCAGUCUGCUUUUCCAAAGUUUUGGGGCCAGGAGUUUAUAGUAAUGUUUCCCAUUUUGUUGAGUGGAUUCAACGGCAAAUAUAUAUCCAUACCUUUCUGGUCAACUGAUUCUCGUGGUAAAGAAGACUGCUUCUUUGACUGUGAAGACCUUGCUUUGAGGGGCAUUGAAGGAAGCACUUUCUAUGCAGGAGGACAGUAUGACAGUGUGGCCCAGAUGAGUAACUUUCCCCCAUCCUUGGCAGAUACUGCUGGUUCUCACCUGAAUUUGCUCCAAUUUUAUUCUUUUCUUUUUUGCUAUAUUGUGGUGUCAGUUCAGAUGCUAUCCCUAAAGGUACAGAAGCAGCCCUGCUACUUGGCCUGGCCUAUCCGUGUCUCUGCCAUUAAAUUAUCAGAACUCAGUUGACUUAAGGGAAUGAAGAUGCAUUUGGUAAGACAGGUUAGGGAACACUUUUUUUUUUUCAACACCAAUAUAAAAAUGGCAUUGCUAUAAGAAGAAAUUAGCUUUUCUGCUAGUUUCCAUUGGCCUUGCUGUAGAAUAACAACAUGGUACUACAUUAAUAUGAGGGUUUUGUUUUUUGUUUACUGAAAGCUAAAGUUAUUUAGGUUAUAUCUAUGAUUGAUUGUAUGUGAUUCUAAUAGUUUAUACUGAAUUAAUCAUGGAGGAAAAAGCUCAGUAGUAUUCACUUAGAGAGAGAAUGUGGAAAUGAUUACUUAUCUGCAUCAGCACGAGCCCCCAUUAUGACUUGGUUACUUUUAUAAGUCACAGCUCCAAAGUUUCCAAAAUCAUUUACCCUGCUUCUGGCUUGGGUUUGGUCAAAGCAGUUAGCAUUUGACCGAUUCCAGUUUUGGAAAGUGGUUUAAAAUGCAAGGUGAGGAUUUGAGGGACUAAUUUCCAAUCAUGAUAAAGCGGAGACCAAACUUUGCCAAGUAAAAGGAGAGCAGCUUGAGACCUGAGAACUGCAAUGACUUAUAGAAUUAAUUUUUUCCCCCUAAGUGGAACCAAACUUCUAUUUUUUUUUUUAAUAUUUACAGGUUCUUUCUUAUUAACACCUUUCUAAUGGAAGGAAUGAAUGGUUUUGGAAUAUGUUCUGAACCAAAGAAAGGUUAAUCACUUUCAUCUAGUAAAAGUCAAUCUUUCUGGACAAAACUAUUUGACAGCUAUACUAACAGUACAAUUUCUUUCUUAAUUAAAGUGAAAAUUCAAAAAGAGAAAUUCACACUAUCAAGCACUAGGCCACUUUAUAUACAUAUCAAGGGUUUCAAGACAAUUUAUGGCUUUCUAAAGGACUUUUCUCAUUGAAUUAGUUGAAAAUAGAAAUCUUGUUAAUGCCAUGAUGUAGUUUAUCAUGUGAUGGGCUCUGUAAUAUCCCAAAGCUUCUUGAGCAGCAACACUCCUCAUUUCCUUCCACCAGUGACCUUGACUGCUUCAGCAUUCCAAGUAAAGAUGAUAUUUGUAAUUUUAUAAAUGUAUUUUUAUACUGUUUUUCUAUGUGUACAUAUAGCUGUAGUUCAAAAGACAAAUCUUGACACUGGCCAUUGUCUUUAAGAACCAAGAAUGUGCAAUUUUUCUUCAAGAUGGUAGCUAUGUUUUUAUAACUGAAGCAUAUAUGUUGUUAGAAUUAUCAGUUACAGUGGCUCACAGCUAAUGUAAUCAAUAGCCAGUUUUGUUUCAACUCCUGUUAAGCCAAAAUGUAUAUAUUAUGCUUAUUUUAAAUAUGAGAAAUAAAAAUUAUAACCUCUUGUCUUUUGGAGAAACCCUA
Monodelphis domestica (gray short-tailed opossum) is the source of this 5700-nucleotide messenger RNA. RefSeq names its product corin, serine peptidase (gene CORIN). NCBI's taxonomy places the organism in Eukaryota, Metazoa, Chordata, Mammalia, Didelphimorphia, Didelphidae. Gene Ontology annotation, biological process: regulation of blood pressure; peptide hormone processing. Gene Ontology annotation, cellular component: membrane. Gene Ontology annotation, molecular function: protein binding; serine-type endopeptidase activity. The record is from RefSeq and is a predicted model, not a curated record.